Cebus imitator (Panamanian white-faced capuchin) is the source of this 802-nucleotide messenger RNA. RefSeq names its product fatty acid-binding protein, brain. Gene Ontology annotation, biological process: fatty acid transport. Gene Ontology annotation, molecular function: fatty acid binding. The transcript has a single exon. The record is from RefSeq and is a predicted model, not a curated record. Gene Ontology annotation, cellular component: nucleus; cytosol. Lineage: Eukaryota; Metazoa; Chordata; Mammalia; Primates; Cebidae. The coding region runs from base 90 to 488 and encodes 132 amino acids.
GUGCUCCACCGAUAAAGGGUCUUCUGAACUGCAGUGGCAAUUAGACCAGAAGAUCCUCGCUCUUGUCUUAAAGAGGGGAAGGGGCAAGGAUGGUGGAGGCUUUCUGUGCUACCUGGAAACUGACAGACAGUCAGAACUUCGAUGAGUACAUGAAGGCUCUAGGUGUGGGCUUUGCCACUAGGCAGGUGGGAAAUGUGACCAAACCUACAGUAAUUAUCAGUCAGGAAGGAGACAAAGUGGUCAUCAGGACUCUCAGCACAUUCAAGAACACGGAGAUUAGUUUCCAUCUGGGAGAAGAGUUUGAUGAAACCACUGCAGAUGAUAGAAACUGUAAGUCUGUUGUUAGCCUGGAUGGAGACAAACUUGUUCACGUACAGAAAUGGGAUGGCAAAGAAACAAAUUUUGUAAGGGAAAUUAAGGAUGGCAAAAUGGUUAUGACCCUUACUUUUGGUGAUGUGGUUGCUGUUCGUCACUAUGAGAAGGCAUAAAAAAGUUCCUGGUCUGGGCUUAGAAGAGCUCUUCAGUUUUGCUGUUUACUCAAGUCUCAGUGCUAUCCUAUUACAGCAUAGCUGAUCAUUAAUUAGAAGGUUAUCCUUGGUGUGGAGGUGGAAAAUGCUGAUUUAAAAGUUUGUUACUCCAAGCAACUAGCCCACUUUUAAUCUGAAAAUGAAUCAUGUUUUAUAAUUUGAAUUAAAAUUUUGUACCCCCUCUUUUUUUUAUAAACAAGUAAAUACAUUUUAUAAUUUCUUUUGGAAUGCAAAUCAAAUCUGAAUAAAAUCUUACACGUGAAAAAAAAAAAAAA